AUGCAUAUUUCUCUCUCCCUCCCCCUCCCCUCUCUCUCCCUCUCUCUCUCUUUCACUAUCUCAUUUUCUCACUAUCUCUUCUCUCUCCCCCUCUCUAUCUCUUUCUCUUUCUCUCUUUUUCUAUUUCUCUUUCUCUCUCAUUUACUAGCUCUAUCUAUCUGUUUCAAUCUCUUUAUCUCUUUUCUUACUUCUUUCUCCCUCUCCCUCUCUCUCUCUUUCACUAUCUCAUUUUCUCACUAUCUCUUCUCUCUCCCCCCUCUCUAUCUCUUUCUCUUUCUCUCUUUUUCUAUUUCUCUUUCUCUCUCAUUUACUAGCUCUAUCUAUCUGUUUCAAUCUCUUUAUCUCUUUUCUUACUUCUUUCUCUCUCUCCCUCUCUCUCUCUUUCACUGUCUCAUUGUCUCACUAUCUCUUCUCUCUCCCCCUCUCUAUCUCUUUCUCUUUCUCUCUUUUUCUAUUUCUCUUUCUCUCUCAUUUACUAGCUCUAUCUAUCUGUUUCAAUCUCUUUAUCUCUUUCUUACUUCUUUCUCUCUCUCCUCUCUCUUUUUCACUCUCUCUCUAUCUGUUUCAAACUCUUUUCUUACUUCUUUCUCUCUCUCCCUCUCUCUCUUUCACUAUCUCAUUUUCUCACUAUCUCUUCUCUCUCCCCUCUCUAUCUCUAUCUCUUUCUCUCUUUUUCUAUUUCUCUUUCUCUCUCAUUUACUAGCUCACUCUAUCUCUUUCUAUCUAUUUAUCUCAUUUCUUACUUCUUUCUCUCUCUCUCUCUCUCUCUCUCUCUCUCUCUCUCUCUCUCUCUCUAGUUCUGUUUCUCACAAUAUAUUGCAAUAUUAUCAGAUUUUGCUUAUACAUAUUUAUUCAAUUACUCUCUUUCUCUCUCUCUCUCUCUCUCUCUUUAUCACUCUCUCUCUCUUUCUCUCCCUCUCUCUGUUUCUCGCUCUCUCUCUCUCUCUCGCUCUGCAUAUUUCUCUAUCUCUUUUUUCUCUCUCUCCCCCUCUUUCUUUCUUUCUCUUUUUCUCUUUCUCUCUCUCUCUCUCUCUCUCUCUCUCUCUUGCUCCGUCUUAG
Acanthosepion pharaonis is the source of this 1059-nucleotide messenger RNA. The record is from the annotation of a GenBank genome assembly. NCBI's taxonomy places the organism in Eukaryota, Metazoa, Mollusca, Cephalopoda, Sepiida, Sepiidae.